CCUGGCAACCUUGGAACUCCUCUUGCGUCUUUAUUCCCAGGACCGAGCACUUUCUUGCCCGCCUCGACUCCAAUCUCAAAAGCCUGGCCCGUCCGCAUCUCGACCGAGACCCGAUCACUUCCACAACCCCCGCUCCAUACCGACCAGCCUGCCAAUUCGGAUCCGAGUAACUCAGCCCCCACCAACCUUCGCAGCCAUGGACCGCGACGCCAUCAUCGCAGCUUCAAAGAAGCACGACAUCGUCCCUGGGAAGCCGUACAAAUAUGGCACCGCCGGCUUUCGCAUGAACGCAGACCUCCUCGAGGGCGUCACCUUCCGUGUCGGCCUCUUGUCCGCCCUCCGCAGCCGCAAGCUCGGUGGCCAGACCAUUGGUGUCAUGGUCACCGCCAGCCACAAUCCGGCUGUCGACAACGGCGUCAAGAUUGUCGACCCUCUGGGAGACAUGCUUGAGCAAGAGUGGGAAGUUCACGCCACAACCCUGGUCAACGCCUCCAGCCACGAAAACCUUGCCGAUACCUUCUUCAAGCUCGCCGAGACCCUCAAGAUCGACCUCAAGUCCUCCGGCAAGGUGAUUGCUGGUCGCGACACUCGUCCCUCAGGCAUCACCCUCGUCACCGCUCUCGCUGAUGCAUUGGCCGCCACCAACACCGCCUUUGUCGACUUCAAGAUCCUCACGACACCUCAGCUGCACUACCUGACACGCUGCAUCAACACCGAGGGCACUCCCUCGUCGUAUGGUGAGGUCAGCGAGGUUGGCUAUUACAACAAGAUCACAGAGGCCUUCCACAGAGCACUCAAGGGUCGUAAGGUGACCGGUGCCCUCAAUGUGGACUGUGCCAACGGUGUGGGCGGGCCCAAGCUCAGCGAGCUGCUCAAGCACCUUGACUCGACCAAGACUGGCCUUGAGGUCAAGGUCAACAAUGACGAUGUGCUUAGGCCUGAGGUGCUCAACCUGGAUUGCGGUGCCGACUUUGUCAAGACAAGGCAGCGGGCACCACCCAACCCCAAGCCGGCCCCUGGCGAUCGGUGGUGCUCCCUUGAUGGUGAUGCGGAUCGUCUCAUCUACUACUGGGUCGAUCCUGACUCUGGCUUCUUCAUGUUCGACGGCGACCGUAUUGCUACGUUGGCUGCCUCGUUCAUCGGCGACCUGUUCAGAGCUGCUGGCCUCGAUGAGCAGCUGCGCAUUGGUGUCGUGCAGACGGCAUACGCCAACGGCUCCAGCACAAAGUACAUUGAGCAGCACCUCCAGCUGCCCGUCGUGUGCACCCCGACGGGAGUCAAGCAUUUGCACCAUGCUGCUUGCGCGUUUGACAUUGGCGUGUACUUCGAGGCUAACGGACACGGCACUGUGCUGUUCUCGUCCAAUGCUAUGCAGACAUUCAAGGCCAAGCAGCCCCAGUCCCCGGCACAGAAGGAUGCACUUGACACUCUCAGCGCCCUCGGUGAUCUCAUCAACCAGACUGUUGGCGAUGCCAUUUCCGACAUGCUCAUGGUUGAGGUCAUUCUGGCUCACAAGGGCUGGUCUCUGAGAGACUGGGCCAUGACCUACCAGGAUCUUCCCAACCGCCUCGUCCGCGUCGAAGUUGGUGACAAGGACUUGUUUGAGACCACUGACGCUGAGCGCAAGCUGAGCAAGCCCGUUGGCUGCCAGGACGAGAUUGAUCAGGUUGUCAAGAAGUACACGAAUGCACGAUCAUUUGCUCGUGCCUCGGGCACCGAGAACGCUUGCCGCGUUUACGCCGAGGCCGCCACGAGGUCUGAAGCCGAUGAGCUUGCGAACAAGGUCUCGCACAUCGUGAAGAAGUAUGGUGCUUGAUGGGACAAUCCCCUGCAUGCAGAGGCUGUGGAGAAUAUUUCAGUCACCAAAAUACCCCAUUAUUAUAUACCAAAAAGAUGCACGUUUAGACGGGAGGAUGAAACAGGACAAAAACGGCGCGGCUGAAGUAUAGAAUGUCUUGACCAGGCAGAACUUAACGAGAUAAUGACAUGAAUGAAAAACCUGCGGUGCG
Molecule: messenger RNA, 2009 nt
Organism: Microdochium trichocladiopsis
Lineage: Eukaryota; Fungi; Ascomycota; Sordariomycetes; Xylariales; Microdochiaceae
Product: phosphoglucomutase/phosphomannomutase
Exons: 2
Coding region: 197-1816 (539 amino acids)
Biological process (GO): UDP-N-acetylglucosamine biosynthetic process; carbohydrate metabolic process
Molecular function (GO): magnesium ion binding; phosphoacetylglucosamine mutase activity
Source: RefSeq, a predicted model, not a curated record